Molecule: messenger RNA, 1007 nt
Organism: Aspergillus ochraceoroseus IBT 24754
Lineage: Eukaryota; Fungi; Ascomycota; Eurotiomycetes; Eurotiales; Aspergillaceae
Exons: 2
Coding region: 78-959 (293 amino acids)
Source: RefSeq, a predicted model, not a curated record
GAAGAGCAAGCCACUACCUAAAUUAUCAAUCCAUCCAUAGUAGAACGAACAGACCACAGACCACAGACAAAAUCACUAUGACUUCUCCACACAAUCCUCUCAUCUCAGCUUUAACAACGCUUUAUACUCUCCUCGUUGACCUCCGCUACAUCCCCGCAUCUACACUUGUCCUCCCGUCAUCCCAGACACGACGACAUCCCCGUAACUGCAUCAAUCGCAGUGCAGCGGCGCAGAACGGGUUCAGCGAGGAAGUAAUCGAACUAGCGUACCAGAUUCCGUACAUUGCGGAUGAAGAUUACCAGGUUAACUACGACACCCAACCGCUCUGUUAUCUGGCACGCGUCCCUGAAGUAAGCGGGGAGGACAACGACAAGAACAACGAACCAGAAGAAAUAGAAGGCGAAGAUGCAUGGGAGUUCGCGCGUGACCCGACCUUCCAGGAUCGUCUCGAUCUCUGGACCGGCCAUAACAUCCUAGUAUUAACUCGAGGUGGACUGUACGGGGUGGAACUGAUCUAUGAUCUGGAUAAGCAAACAAUCACGGAAUGGCAGCCUUUCGAAACCCCAGAGACUUGGCGGUCCCUCCCUGCCAUUCCGAUGACAUCGUCACAGAACCCGCUCUACGUGUGGAUCCGGGCGUUUCUGGCACUGCAGAAUAUCCCGCUUGAUGAUGACAUCUUGAUUCCUCGGGAGCCCGAGGAGCUGGGGUAUCCCGGUGAUAACGCCAGUGAGGGGAAGAUGCGGGAAUGGCGGGAACGUGUGGAAGAUGCUGAGAAGGAAAGAGGGCUGAAAGAUGUUUAUGUUGGGUGUGGAUGGAAGACAGAUACGGUGGAUCGAGUCGAGGAUGAUGCACAGCUGCCGAUUUGGGAGGCUCUGGAGCAGGCGCGUCGAAGGGCUGGGGAAGAGUUUCGGGGAGAGGAGUUUGGAGAACGCAAAGAGGCGUGGAAGGGGAGUUUGUAAAUAUAUAUACUAGAUAGAGUCUGUUGUUUAGUUUAGCAGGAAGUACAG